UAUAGUUACCUUUGAAGUCUCAAACGCGCUACACGUUAUCAAAAAUAUGAAGUUCCUCAUUGUCUUCGUUGCUCUUUUCGCCGUGGCUUUGGCUGCCCCUUCGGGUGAUACGCAAAUCGUUCGCUCGGAAUCCGAUGUUGGACCCGAAAGCUUCAACUUCGCUUUGGAAACAAGUGAUGGAACCAAAACCGAGGCUGCAGGUCAACUUAAGCAAGUUGGAGAGGAGGCUGGUAUUUCCGUUAAGGGAAGCUUCUCAUAUGUGGACCCUGACGGUCAAACUCAUGUGAUCAACUAUAUUGCCGAUGAAAAUGGAUACCAGCCACAGGGCGCAGAUAUUCCCGUUGCCCCCGUUGUUUAAAUAGAAACUUUAAAUUAAGAAUAAAUGGAUUGUUGAACAAAUAUAAUUGUGUUUUAAUAACUUUGA
Drosophila albomicans is the source of this 424-nucleotide messenger RNA. RefSeq names its product larval cuticle protein 65Ag1-like. Gene Ontology annotation, cellular component: chitin-based extracellular matrix. Gene Ontology annotation, molecular function: structural constituent of chitin-based larval cuticle. The transcript has 2 exons. Bases 47 to 358 code for a protein of 103 amino acids. The record is from RefSeq and is a predicted model, not a curated record. Lineage: Eukaryota; Metazoa; Arthropoda; Insecta; Diptera; Drosophilidae.